Messenger RNA from Solanum stenotomum, 1267 nucleotides. Its product is annotated as phosphatidylinositol 3,4,5-trisphosphate 3-phosphatase and protein-tyrosine-phosphatase PTEN1. The record is from RefSeq and is a predicted model, not a curated record. Gene Ontology annotation, biological process: phosphatidylinositol dephosphorylation. Lineage: Eukaryota; Viridiplantae; Streptophyta; Magnoliopsida; Solanales; Solanaceae. Gene Ontology annotation, molecular function: protein tyrosine phosphatase activity; phosphatidylinositol-3,4,5-trisphosphate 3-phosphatase activity. Gene Ontology annotation, cellular component: cytosol.
UUAAAACAAAAAAUGGGAGUACGAUUGUCAAAACAGGGGUUUAAGAGACCUGAUACUCCGAGUAUAAGUGAUCUCCACCUUGGUCUGAUAAAUUAUCUGUCAAGAAGUUUUUGCAUACGUAACUUGGUGUCGAAACAAAGAAGGCGAAUGCUUGUUGGCGGUUAUGAUCUUGACAUGACUUAUAUAUCAGACCGAAUUUUAGCAAUGUCAUUUCCUGCAGAACACGUGCGAGCAGUGUUUCGCAACCCUUUGUGGCAGGUUAAGUUAUUGGAUAUGAGACAUGCUGGACAUUACAAGGUGUAUAACUUAUGCAUAGAGCAAGUUUAUGAUGCAUCACAUUUUCAUGGUCGUGUGGAGAGGUAUCCAAUUGAUGACAACCAUGUCCCUUCUCUAGAUAUGAUCAAGGAUUUCUGUGAAGAUGUCUACUCAUGGCUCUCAAGUGACUCCAAGAAUAUUGUUGUGAUACACUGCAUGGCAGGAAAAGGCCGAACAGGAUUAAUGAUUUGUUCGUACCUAGUUUACACUGGCAUGUCAGCUGAGGAUGCUCUGCGAGUGUAUGCAGAGAAACGAACAAUUAACAAUGAAGGAGUAUCCAUUCCAAGCCAACGUAGGUAUGUCAAAUAUUGGGAGAAUGCACUUUCCUAUACAAAGGGUGUUCCUCCAACUGUCAAAUUGCCUCAGUCAUGCAAGAGAGAGCUGCGUCGCAUUAGAUUAUAUGACACUAUAAACAUUGAGUCCAUCUUCUUCGUUCUAUCUGAGUUGCAAAGAGUUCCAGGAGAGAAAUAUCGUCCAUCUGUAGAAGUCUCAAAGAGUAGCUGCAGACGAAUUAAGAGCGGUAUUCAGAGAACUUAUAGCCCUCAAUAUGUUUAUUCAUUUGUUGAGGAAAAUGAAGAUGAGAUGAAACAAGAAAAGAAGGAACCUCGUCUUGUAGUCCAAAUGGACACAGAAAGUUCUAUGCUCUAUCAAAAAACAUGUCUUGAUCAUUUCUAUGACAUACCAGUGCAAAUAUGCGGAGAUGUGCGUAUCAUAUUCUAUGAAAAGCUCAUAGGAGGACGUCUUUUCUAUGCUUGCUUCAAUACUGCUUUUAUUCGGAAUGAUCUACUGCAGUUUUCGAUACGGGAGCUUGAUAAAGUUGGAAAAAAGGGUAGGUCCAUUACUGGUUCUUCCUUCUGCUUGGAGUUGGUUUUUGGUCCAGCGAAUGGAAAUUGUUUGCCAACACCUCCUUUGCACGACGAUGAUCUUAGUGAUUAUUAAUUUCACUUAUAAG